Messenger RNA from Monodelphis domestica (gray short-tailed opossum), 2022 nucleotides. RefSeq names its product homeobox protein MSX-3-like. Gene Ontology annotation, molecular function: RNA polymerase II transcription regulatory region sequence-specific DNA binding; DNA-binding transcription factor activity, RNA polymerase II-specific. NCBI's taxonomy places the organism in Eukaryota, Metazoa, Chordata, Mammalia, Didelphimorphia, Didelphidae. Gene Ontology annotation, cellular component: nucleus. The record is from RefSeq and is a predicted model, not a curated record. Gene Ontology annotation, biological process: regulation of transcription by RNA polymerase II; embryonic morphogenesis.
UUGGAGGGCGGCGGCAUGAAAGGGCUCACGCCGCCUUUUUAUAAGAGGCUCGAGGGCGGGGGGCCGCCCGCAGCCGCCGGAGCCCCGAGAGCCCGCUGCAGAGAGUCCAUCUCUCCCCUCCCCCUCUCCCCUCCCCCCCUGCCCCCGCCCCCGUCCCGGACCCACCCCUCCCCCCGUGAGCCCGCUGGAUCCUGGAGCGUGACAGGAGCCCCAUGCGCGAGGGCUGAGGUAGCGCCCCCUCCCCGGGCCCCGGCCCUGGCUGCGGGGUGUAUGGCCCCCUCGUCCCUGACCAUGAAUCCUGGAGGCCAGAGGGGACCUGGCCCGGCGGCCGAAAGCAGCCGAAGCAACGGCCCCGGGACCGAGGAAGCUGGCCCGGGAGCCGAGCCCUCUCUGUCGCUCUCGUCGUCCCCGCGGGCUGCUGAGCAGCGUCCAGGGCCCGGCCCGCUCCCCUUCAGCGUGGAAUCGCUGCUGGUGCUGGAGCGCAGACCUUCCCGGGUGGCUAGGGCCCCCGAGGCGCGCGCGGGCCCGGGCCACGGCCACAGCCACAGCCACAGCCAUGGCCAAAGCCCGGGCCAGCCCCGGGGCGGCCGCUACGCGCCCGACGCAGGACAGGAGGCGGCGGCAGCUGGGGCUGCUGCGGAGCCCCGUGUGGAGGCGGCCGCAGCUGCUGGGGAGAGCCCCCGGGGGGACGCGGAGCCCGGCGCCUGGUUCCCCUCGGCCACCUACUCUUCUCCUCCUAGGCCCCCCAGUCCCCCACCGUGCACCCUCCGAAAACACAAGAACAAUCGAAAGCCUCGGACGCCUUUUACCACAGCACAACUGCUGGCCUUAGAACGGAAAUUCCGCCAGAAACAGUACCUGUCCAUUGCUGAGCGAGCAGAGUUCUCCAGCUCACUGAGCCUUACGGAGACGCAGGUCAAGAUUUGGUUUCAGAAUCGAAGGGCCAAAGCCAAGCGACUUCAGGAAGCUGAGCUGGAGAAACUGAAGCUAGCGGCCAAGCCCCUUUUGCCUUCUUUUGCUCUGCCCUUCCCUUUGGGGGCCCACCUGCAAGGUUCACCUACUCUAUAUGGGGCCUCAAGCACCUUUCCACGGGGCACCCUGCAACCAGUGCCAGGGCUUUUUACAACCCCAGUCACCUAUGGCAUGUACUAUCUGUCCUAGGGACCAUUUGGUCUGCUUCUAUAAUCCCAAAGACUCAGCAAGCCUGGAGUCCUUCAGACAAACCCUAGGUCUAAACCUGAGAUCUGGAUGCCCAGGAAAAGGGCUAGAGAUGUGGGCCAAGCAAUGUGUCUUGUUCUGUGACUGGGGGAAAUAACCCUGUAGUGGGUAAAAGUUCUGUAUACAAAUUUCUUGAGAUUGAAACCAUAGCUGUUUAUCAGUCUCCAGAAUAGAGUCCUAUCUGGGAAAAGUGGCAUUCUCUCCAGAGAUUGGGGAAGGGGGUUGGAGAAAGCUCCAGAUCCAAGGUUCUAGGUUCUCAGAAGACAAGCCUUGCCCUGGACUUACUCAAAAGAAGUUUAUGGAGAGAUUCUUGUAUUUUUUUUUCCUACCCUAGUCUCUGAAGCAAUCUAAAAACAGAACCAACAUAAAAGUUGGUUAGUAAUGUGGAGUGAAUACAGUCAAAAUCAGGUAGUUAUGGGCCUCUUCCUGAUAAAUGGAAAGGAAGGCAGGCCUGGAAGUCACCACAGGUUUGCUCUUCCAGGUAAAUUUGUGGAAGUAGGAUGCCUCUGGACUGUAAAUUCAAAUCUCUGCCAUAUCCAGAGCAGCAGGUUUUGUUACUAUCAAGCCUUUUGAUUUUCCUUUUUAUUUGACUAAUAAGAGUUGCAUUUGAGGUCAGAAAUCUGCUUGGCAGUACCUCUCACAGAUAUUUAAAAGAUGUAUUUUUAAAAAAUCAAGUGCAUAUCAGAGUUAAGGAAACUGUUUACGGAAAGACAAUGUACAUAGUUUUUGUACAGUGGCCUCUGAUGGACUGGAAUAAAAUUUCCUAUUUUGUACAAAGCAGUCAAUAAAAUAUUCUAAAUUUAA